AUGCCCAUUAUUGCCUGUGACUGUACCUGACGCAGCUGAAGCAGUGAGUGAGGAAACCCGCCGCCAGCAUCCUGCACCAUGGAGGCGGCCAAAGCACCAAAGCCAUGGACGUUAUAUUUACCGAAUCCCAGCUCGCUGUUUCCUCUCUUCGUGUUCAUUUUAAGCCAAUGUUAUCGGAUAAGCGCAGACGACGGCGGCAUAGAAGAACUUGCAACGGAGAAAGAAGCAGAGGAAAGUCACAGGCAGGACAGCGUGAAUUUACUCACAUUCAUUUUGCUUUUGACACUCACUAUACUCACAAUAUGGCUCUUCAAACACAGAAGAGUGCGCUUCCUGCACGAAACCGGACUGGCAAUGAUAUACGGUCUGUUGGUGGGUGUUAUUUUGAGGUAUGGCAUUCCCUCCACCAGCUACCAUAAUAAAACUCCUCCGAGCUGCAUGCUGAAGGAGGGUCCUGUCAGCACUGUGCUUCUCAAUGUUAGCGGGAAGUUCUUUGAAUACACGCUCAAAGGGGAGAUCAACCUUCGAGAAAUCCACAGUGUGGAGCAGAAUGACAUGUUGCGCAAGCUGACCUUUGACCCAGAGGUUUUCUUCAAUAUUCUGCUACCUCCCAUCAUUUUCCAUGCCGGAUACAGCCUCAAGAAGAGACACUUCUUCAGGAACCUGGGAUCCAUCAUAACGUAUGCCUUCCUGGGCACUGCAAUUUCCUGUUUUGUCAUCGGAAACCUCAUGUAUGGCGUGGUAAAACUGAUGCAGGUUUUGGGUCAACUCACAGACAAGUUUUACUACACGGACUGUCUGUUUUUUGGUGCCAUCAUAUCUGCCACAGACCCAGUCACCGUGCUUGCGAUCUUUAAUGAGCUCCAUGCUGAUGGGGAUCUCUACGCUCUGCUGUUUGGAGAGAGUGUCAUGAACGAUGCGGUCUCCAUAGUGCUUUCAUCGUCGAUUGUGGCAUAUCAGCCUUCAGGAGCCAACACACACACAUUCGAUGCCUCUGCCUUCUUCAAAUCGGUGGGCGUCUUCAUAGGCAUCUUCAGCGGCUCUUUUGCUAUGGGUGCAGUCACUGGUGUGGUCACCGCGCUUGUGACAAAAUUCACCAAGCUGCACUGUUUUCCUCUACUGGAGACGGCUUUGUUCUUCCUCAUGUCCUGGAGUACUUUUCUACUGGCUGAAGCAUGUGGCUUCACAGGUGUUGUCGCUGUGCUGUUUUGUGGAAUCACACAAGCUCACUAUACCUACAACAAUCUCUCAGAGGAGUCGACCAAACGCACUAAACAGUUGUUUGAGGUGUUGCACUUCCUGGCUGAGAACUUCAUCUUCUCCUACAUGGGCCUAGCACUCUUCACUUUCCAGAAUCACGUCUUCAGCCCUAUUUUCAUAGUUGGAGCCUUUCUAGCCAUCUUCAUCGGCCGGGCCUUGAACAUCUACCCCUUAUCUUUUCUGAUUAACCUGGGCCGAAGACACAAAAUCCGAGGAAACUUUCAGCACAUGAUGAUGUUCGCAGGGCUGCGAGGGGCUAUGGCGUUCGCUCUGGCCAUUCGUGACACUGCCACAUACGCGCGGCAGAUGAUGUUCACUACGACCCUGCUCAUUGUGUUCUUCACAGUGUGGGUGUUCGGAGGAGGCACCACGCCAAUGCUAUCCUGGCUGCACAUCAGGGUUGGAGAGUCUUCUGAUGCUGAGAAGGAGAGGAUGCGUAGACUGUGGAAUUACGACAGAGUUGGAGUGGACCCCGAUCAGGAUCUUCAGCCAUGCGGGGACAGCUUCCAGGUCCUUCAGGGAGAUGGGAGCCAGUCAGAAGGGCAGAGCAAGACCAAGCAGGAGAGCGCCUGGCUUUUCAGACUUUGGUAUACUUUUGACCACAAUUACCUGAAGCCUAUCCUGACCCAUAGCGGACCCCCUCUGACCUCCACCCUGCCCGCCUGCUGCGGCCCAUUGGCUCGAUGUCUGACCAGCCCUCAAGCAUAUGAGACCCAUGAGCCGCUGCGGGACAAUGACUCAGACCUCAUCUUGAACGAAGGAGACCUGACGCUGACCUACGGCGACACCGCCAUCACAGCCAACGGAGCCUCAUCCUCCUCUGGUCCCGAAGGGUCGGCUGGGAUCUGGGGCCUGAAUGGCAAACGCAGCGACAGCACGUCAGAAGACGCUCUGGAGAGAGAACUGGACACGCGUGAACAUGAGCUGUUGAGCCGCGGCACACGUCUGGUUUUCCCCAUCGAGGACCACGCUUGAACUCACCACCCAUUCCUCAAACACCCCGCACUCCAUACCUCCUCUCAUAUUGCACACCGCUCCAUCCGACCAUCCACAAACAUCUCAAGACGGGGGGCUGAAAUUUCAAGGAAACGGAUGGGUUUGUGCUCUAGAUGAGUUUGUUUACCAGAAUGGAGGUGUCGAAGCUGUGGUAGGUUGAGUUUCUCCUCAUGGAAAUGUGGAGGAAAAGGAAAGCUUUGGAAUAAGCUUUCGUUUAUGAUCAUUAAAUGACACUGACACAUUCAGACAUUCACACACGCAGCAUUUAUCAUACAUUACGCCAUUAUUACUUUGUUUAGCAUUGCUGCUACAAACCGGAAAUAUGACUGAGCCAGUUUUUCUCUUGAAAAAUUCAGGUUUUUUAUGUAUGAGCAGUCAGUAUUAUUAAUCAUUUGCAUUUAAAUGCUCCUCUUCGCCGUCAGGCAAAUGAGCAAGCAGCUCAUCAUAUCUGUAAAUACGCCAGACUGUACGUGGUGGUGGUGUUCGGUAAAAUCCCUCGAACACAAUGGGAUCAUUGUUUGAUAUGCGUGCAUGUUCAUCUCAUGACUGCAUACAGGAUCCUUGUAAUACUCAGCUCCAAGUGAGUUGUGGUUUACAUUUCCUCUUGAUAUCUUGGUUGUCAACACCAACUUGAUGUAAAUAUGAAUGUUGAUCUGCACAGUUGUGGGAUUUCUUUCCUUUUUAUUCGAUAAAACAGCUGGAUGCAACCGGAGUGUAUAAACCAUGCACUUUAGCUGCAGUUGAGCUGCAGUCCUUGCAUGUUUUGCUUUAUUAUAUUGGAUUAUUAACCACUUGCACAGUCUGAAAUUGUGACGUGAGAUGAUCGAAGAAGGUUUUUAGUGAAUGCGUGUGUGUGUGUGGCUUGUCUUUUGAGCCUCUUCACAUGCAGAUCUUGUAGGAGUUGCUGCUAUAUGGCAACUUAACGAUUCCGAAAUCUGAAACAUUUGGCAUGACGUUGACCCGGCUGUUGAGUCUUUUCAUAGAGUAAACAGAUUCCAUCAACCGCCAAUGCAGAUUCUUUCUAUCCUCUGAGUCUAGAAUUGAAUUAUGCUUGCUGUUAAUGAAUGCAAGUUUAAAGUCCGAACAUUUGGUUAAUAACUAACUCAGAUGUUUGAAAUAAGACUUCAUUCCACUUGAUGAACUAACCUUGGACUCCUUCGAUUUAAUAGCCUUUUACGACUGUCUCAAUAGUCCGUGCCUGUCUGUCGUUUGCUUUUUAAGCUGUGAAAAGAUGCCUCACCUUCAAUGUCAUCCACAGUAUCUAGUUCAAAACCUAAAUGUGAAUUGAGAUUUGCACUAAUGAAUGGAGAUUUGGCUAGAUAAUGAGCGUUAUGGGCUUUGUGGCAAUUGAACAACCUUAAACUGGCUGUAGCAAAAGACUAAGUCACUCUCAUGAAUGGCUCCUCCGACGUGUCUGAAAUGGGUUUUUUCUUGAACAUUCUAUGGUGGACUUGUGUGUACCUUCAGGAUAUGUAACUCUUUCCUGUAGCAUUCAUCUUUUACUUGCUGUUCUGCAUGUACGUAUCUGCCAUAUAAACAACAACAAAGCAUAAUCAAGCUGCCAUUUUUUAAUGUCUAUGAUGCUAAUUCCCCUCCUCACGCGAAUCCCUAUUAUUUAUAAUAAUAUGAUUAAUAUUAUACAUAAAGAUGCAUUCUUCUUGUCAAAUAAAGUGACAACUGUGGUAUGCAUUGUAGCUUAACCAAUUGUACAUUCAUGAAAAUAGCCAAUGUAUCAAAGCGGGCUUCAGUAGCAAUGCCUAAAUAAGGUAUUUGGUUUCUUUUCUAUGUCAUUCGAAAAUACUACUACUAAUAAUAAUAAUAAAACAAGAAACUAGUGUUUACUACAAAA
Messenger RNA from Danio rerio (zebrafish), 4105 nucleotides. It is a transcript of the gene slc9a7, whose product is annotated as solute carrier family 9 member 7. Gene Ontology annotation, biological process: sodium ion transmembrane transport; proton transmembrane transport; regulation of pH. Gene Ontology annotation, molecular function: antiporter activity; sodium:proton antiporter activity. The record is from RefSeq and is marked validated. NCBI's taxonomy places the organism in Eukaryota, Metazoa, Chordata, Actinopteri, Cypriniformes, Danionidae. Gene Ontology annotation, cellular component: membrane; plasma membrane; recycling endosome membrane.